Messenger RNA from Kogia breviceps (pygmy sperm whale), 1743 nucleotides. The record is from RefSeq and is a predicted model, not a curated record. Lineage: Eukaryota; Metazoa; Chordata; Mammalia; Artiodactyla; Physeteridae.
AUGAGACCCAAGUAGGGUGCUAGCGGGAGAAGGACGAAAAUGAAAAGGGGUGACGGGGUGAAGAGCGGCCGAGGCUUUGAUGACAGCUCGGAGUGGGUCUUCGACUCGCAGGGGCCCGCGAGACCCGGGAACCUUCCAUUGUGCGCGCCCCUCCACCCCACCCACUCCCCACUCCCUUCACCUCCUCCCCUCCCCGCGCCCGAGCCGGAGCCCGAGCCCUCACAGCUCCGGGCCGCAGCACCCGUUGUCGCCUGUUCCCCCCCUUUGCCCGAGUGGUUACCAGUGACUCAGGAACUGAGCUUCCGAAAAUUUAUCGAACAAUCUGAUUUACUAGAGGAACUUAAAUAUGACUUCAAUGAAAAAGCUGAAUUGAGACACACUGAGACACAUACGCCUUUUGUCUUUAACUAUUAUAAAAAUGUCCUGGAGAGGAAUAGCAAGCGCUACCAGGCCCUUGGCCUUUUGCUUGACCAAUACAUUUAUGAACUUUUGGAAAAAGUGUGCAAAUUACAAAAAGUAUAUAUCCCACCAGAGGCUGAUAAGGAACCAAGAAGCUUCUUUUUCAUGAGUGAGAGAGCAUUAACAAAUCAUCAUUCUGCUCUUCUUGUCCUUCUUCAAGACCGUGGGGUCUUUAGAGCUGGUCAGUGGAGUCAGCAGGCAGUAAUACAUCAUGGUCUCCAACAUGGAAGUCAGAUACCAUGUAUUCAAAUGGCAUUGCAGGCACAUUAUGAUGUAAUUGUGCUAAACCCCAAUGACAAUUUUGUGGACCUACAGACAGAAAAAGAGUGGAAAGGCCUUUUAACACAAAAUGUUGAGUCCUCUUCCAGAAAAAUGGUUCAGACUGAGAGCUUUUUAUCUCUCCAGCAGUCUCUCCAAUGUAUUCCAAAAAGAUGCAGCAACACUCCUGAAGAACACAUGGCUUAUAUUUGGGAUUACUUCAUUUCAAAGGCUGAAGGCAAGGAUGUUGCCUUCAUUGUACAUGGUUAUGGAGGCUUGGUUUUUAUGGACUUGCUUGUUCGUAGAAAGUGGGAAGUAAUGAGCAAAGUAUAUGCUGUUGCACUUAUUGACUCUGAACAUCACGUAGGACACCAGCUGGGGAGUGACAUCCAGUUAUUAGCAUGGAUAAAGCACCACUGCCGUGAAUGGGUGACAAGUCCAAAGCCUUUGGAUAAACCUGCAGCUACUGUUUUGAAAAAGGAGUUUCCCAUAUUUUCUGCUGGUACAGAAAAAUACAACUUAGCCCCUUCCUCUAGCCUUCAGUCAAUUUUUAAAUACUUUAGAAAAGCUUUGAAAGCCAAAGCAGCUAUUAAUUUCUCUCGAGUGCCCAUAGUAACUAGAAGCUCCACAAAAAGAAAGCAAAGUGCUUAAGUUACUUUUUUACCAUCUAAGACUGUUUUGUCCCACUGAAACUUUGCUAAUGUAGAUGCUAGAAGAAAAAGAAUACUUCCAACUCAUAGGCAGUAUGUUCUGGCUUGAAAUUUGAUUUGUUAACUUUUUUAAAAAGUGAGUAUGUUCUCUUCAGUAGCCUAUUGAUGAACCCAGAAGUCAGUCAGUACUAUCAUUAAUAUUUUACAGUAUUAGUCAAAUUAAGAGUAGUCUAAUUAGAGGCUCUUCUUUUGAAAAGAUUUCUCAGUUUCAUAGAAUGACACCAAAACUGUAGUUGAUAGAAAUUAAAGACUAAGUCAAUCUUUGACUUCUGCAUUAUUAAUGCUAUAUUUAAAAUAUAAGUGAACAUAAAAAUUA